AUGGCCCCCAAGACAGUCUCCGUGACGGUGAGGUACUCGAAGCCAGGGACGCAGCCUCCGAUCUACCUGGGAGGCUCCUUCGACGAUCCGCAAUGGCACGAGCCACGAGAGAUGCAGUAUACCACCGACGAGAACAACGAGCAUGAUUUCUACACCGAAGUCAACGUAGAGGAAGGCAGGGAAUACCAGUACAAGUUUCGCGUUGGCCCGGGUGACUGGUGGGUUUUGAACGAGGCAUCUCCAACCGUCCCCGACAACCAGGGGAUUCCAAACAAUCUGCUCGCCGUCCCAAUCUCGGAGCACUCUACCGCUAUAGUUGAAUCAACACCAGCUGCAGACGCACUCACGGCGGAAGAGCCACCAGCUCUUGCUGCAGAUAUGGAGCACUCCACCAGAGGCCAUGCCGAAGAGGCAAUGGACACGAGAGAGACAUCCGACGUUCUCUUCGAUGACGAGAUCGUCAAGGACUUGGAACAACCGGAGGCCACCCCCUCGUCCGUCGUCCGUGACCCAGUCGAGCCACACUCAACAUCCGCAGCAGAGUCGAAGGCGGACGUGGUUGAGGCAAUGAAGGACGGAAAGAUUGCUCCAUUGGACUCUUCCCCUGGAACAGUCGAACCACACCCCACACCUGCAUCAGAGCCCAAGACAGUAGUUGGCGAUAAGUCGAAGGACACAAAGAAAGCCUCGUUGGCGGUUUCCCCCGAGCCACUCGAGCCACACCCAACCCCAGCUAUGGAGCUGGACAAGGUAGAUGCCGAGCUUGUCGAGGAGCCUGAGGAUGGAAACGGAAGAGACAACGACAAGGCUACACGCUCCACGGACAGCAUUGAAUCUGCGCCAACCUCUCCUUCUGCCAUCAUUCUGACUGAGGACCAACCCAACGCACCUACCUCAGAAGCCGAAGAGUCCCACAUUGAUGUCACUGAACACGGAAAUGCCAGUGGCAACUCUGGGCCCGAGCCGCAUAGCACCGCUCCUGCCUUGGUGGUUGAGAAGGUCGAUUCGAAGCCUAGCUUUGGCGAUGAUUUUGGUCCAGGAGCUACGGUUGCAGAGAAGGAUGCCCAUAAGCUUCGAACCCUUGAUGCAGAGCCAGAUCUAACCAUCAUCCGAAAUGGAGCUAAGACGCCAGAAAUCGCCAAUGUCGCGGCUGAAGUUGCGGAUUCUGCUGCGACACUUGACCGAGAUGCUCCCACACCGCCCAUUUCUGACGAGGAGGCAGGCCGUACUGGCUAUCGACGCAUGUCCAAUACUCCGAUACCAGAAGUUGCGGCCACAGCUGCUGAAGUAGCUGAUAUUGCUGCGUACAUUGAUGGUGUCCCUAUCAGCAAGAAAGAGUUUGGUGAUCUUCUUGAGACCAGAGGCUACUUCGAGAUCAUGAAUGAUGAAAGCAUUCAAUUUGCAGAAACUCCACCGGACGAAAAGGUUCCACAAUUGCCUCACGAGAGCGGCUUAUCACUUCCUAUUCGUAACAGUACAGCUGUCUACGACCCCGUUGAUAUUCCUUUCUACGACCCCAAUGAAUCAACCAUGAUUCCAUUUCCGGAAGACCGCGAGGGGAUUUUGAGGGAAUUGGCAAGGAUCGAAGCCAGUAUGCCCCAAGGUGCCCGUGCCUACUCGGAACGCUCCUCGUCGCUCGGUCUUAUUGCAGAAGAGAUCGAGGAAGAUCAGGAGGACCUUUCAGGACCUGUCAAAGUCAACGGCAGUGGCGGUUUGACGCAUUCGAGCAAGACGGAACCCGAGGGCAUGAUGGGGGAUUCUGACAAGGUAGGGGAUGGCAUAGCUGUGUCCAAUCCCGCAAUUUCAAACGGCGAGAAUGUGAAGCCCGAGGAAGGAGAGACACCCACUGUGGAGGUCCCAGUCACCUCUAGCCCGGAACCCGUCGACCUCAAUGCAUCCGUGGAUGGUGCUGAAGAAUCGCCAAAAAUGCCGUUGCCAGCCACACCAGAGAGAAUCCCAGCAACCCCAUUCGUGGUCGGGAACCGACAACUUGGCCACGACGAUGGAGAAGUCCAGGCAAUCACUACCACUGGUGGUCCCAAUAUUCUUGUCGAGCCAGCUACCCCAGCUGCAUCCACCGCUCUACCCAAUCCCAUGGAUCAGCCUGUAGACAACCAGCCUCUCGCUCAGCCAGCCAAGCCGGUCGAGCAGCCCAUUGAUACUGCAAAGACUAGUGCAAUCGAGGACAAGAAUGGAAGCGGAAAACUCAUAUCUCGCAAGCAACCACCAUCACCAGUCCCGGAGCGGCCUAUUACCCCCAGCUCAUUGCGCUCCGUUAAUAAGGACGCCGGAUCUCGGAACUUCUUGAAGGCCUUCUGGCGGGUUGUCUUUGUCGAUUGGAUCGGUGGUCUGAUUGUGCGCCUUUGCGGAGGCAAUCGCCGCAAGCUUCUGGCUGUGGGUGCUAUUGCAGCCUUCGGGUUGUAUUUCUUCUUGCCGACUCCACGUGUUGCAGGGCUGGGGAUGGGCGUACCAUAG
Drepanopeziza brunnea f. sp. 'multigermtubi' MB_m1 is the source of this 2475-nucleotide messenger RNA. RefSeq lists its product as uncharacterized. The record is from RefSeq and is a predicted model, not a curated record. NCBI's taxonomy places the organism in Eukaryota, Fungi, Ascomycota, Leotiomycetes, Helotiales, Drepanopezizaceae.